GAAUUCUGAUUACUCUCAACGAGAUUUAGCAGGUGUGCAAUGGGAUUGGGUGACACUCUGUGGGUUCUAUAAAAUGGUUCAUUCAGAGAGCUUUUUCCACAAAGUGAUUCCAUUACUCCAACCGAGAUGAAGUACCUUCUGGUAGGGAUUGCCUGGGUGGCCAAUUGCACCUUCUCGUUUGCCCUAGUGCAACCUCAUAAACUGGCUAAAGGAGAAAACGGCUGCAUAAGUAAAUCAGGUGUGAAUAUGGCUGUGGGCGACAUUGAGCAGGAUGUCCACACUUGCGGAAUUGUGACUUGUGAAAAUAAAGAAGGAAACGGUUAUAACUACUACUGUCAAAUACCUGUACAGUUUGCGGAGUGUGCUGAAUCUGCUGUCUUGACGCACGUAGAUUUUCCGGAUUGCUGCUGGAUUUGUGCCGCUUGGACGACCUGCGAUGAUGGGACAAGUGGUGGGGUUCCUCCAUUGCCCGAACUACCAGGAGGAAGUGAUGAAGUUGCCUCAGAAGGAGGGGCAGAAGGGGGAGCAAAAGAGGGAGCAGAAGGUGGAGCAGAAGGGGGAGCAGAAGGAGGAGCAGAAGGGGGAGCAGAAGGGGGAGAAGAACCCAAAGUCAAAGGCCAAGCUCCUGGAGAAUUGGCAAGCCUAGAAGAACCCUCAGCUCUGUUCCGUUCUGAGACUACUGAUCCAGUAAAUAUUGAAGCCGAGCGCCCCAAAGAACGAUCGAAAGGAAAAAAGAACUCCAAGAAAGGCACUACCAAGCCAGAUGGAUCAACUUUACCCGAUGGAAAUGGAAACAUAAAGUUUGGCGGUGGCUCACCAAUUUCCAAGUUCGGUGAAGACAGCGUGUAA
Messenger RNA from Drosophila gunungcola (fruit fly), 849 nucleotides. RefSeq lists its product as uncharacterized. The transcript has 3 exons. NCBI's taxonomy places the organism in Eukaryota, Metazoa, Arthropoda, Insecta, Diptera, Drosophilidae. The record is from RefSeq and is a predicted model, not a curated record. Bases 127 to 849 code for a protein of 240 amino acids.